UGGCGACCUCCCCCCAACGUUCCGAUGGGCGCCGCGGAGUCGGAGGGCGCGCGCCGGCAGCUAUGCUUAGCCGGAAAGAUGUGCACACGGUGGAGUCACAGUAAAGCUCCCGUGCAGGCCCCUCCCCUGGACUUCUCCUUCCGAGGGAUCAACUUUGUACAAGACCUGCUGACCGAGGAGCCACGCCCAAGCUUGAAACCCAUUAAGCGGACACAGGAAGGGCUCUUGGUGACCCAGGCCAUCCGCCUCAACAACAACACCAUCAACGACCUGACCGAGUUCACGGACAUCAUGAAGCAGCUGCUGGCGCACCCGGAAGACAUCUACUGGAUCGACCUCUCCUUCAACGACCUGCCCUCCAUUGACCCGGUGCUGGCUACCUACUACAACCUGCGCAACCUCAACCUCCACGGGAACAGCAUCCACCAGCUGUCGGACGUCGACAAACUGGCCGUGCUCCCCCACCUGCGCAGCCUCACCCUGCACGGAAACCCCAUAGAAGAGGAGAAGGGCUACAGGAGCUACGUCAUCUCCACCCUGCCCAACCUGAAGUCCUUCGAUUUCAGCGGCGUCACGAAGCUCGACCGCUCCACCGCUGCCGUCUGGCGCCGCAUGAACAUCAAGCCCAAGAAGGUCCGGAAGAGGCCGAGCAACUACUGAGGGCCCGAUCCGAUCCAGCCGCGAGAAGGGGGCCGCUGCCCCCUGCAUCCUAGGUUAAGAAUAGAGCAGUAGAGCAGUUUUGCACGUAAGGAGGCUCACAGGGAUCACAGUGCCAGGCAGGGGCUCGACGCUGGAGGAGGAGGGGAGAGAUCUCUAGACGGCACAGGGGAAACCAGGCAGGUCAUUGGCCACGCAAGGGCAUCCCAGCAUAUGGCAGCCAAACUCCCCCCCUCUCCAACCCGCCCUCCUCGUGUUCCUAAGCCCUCUGGGCAGAAGGUGAAGUGUCAGGGGGUCCCUAGGAGGGGGAGGGCAGAAAAAGCACUGUGCCAAGCCUCUCUUCUGUGCCAUGCUCCUCCCCAAUGGGGUGGAGUCUUAUAGGCCCCGCCCACACACAAUGGAAGGGUUUCUUCUGAGCAGAGCUGAGACUUCCCUGGUUGCUGAUUUUCUCUCACACCCGCCAAAGGGAACUCUGGGCAGGAGCUGCUUCCCCUGUGGAUGGCACCGUCACUGUUGCCUCACCAGGGGGCGCUUUCCAGGAACUCACGCCACCAGGGAGCCCACGCCAACCGGAGCUGCGGAGGAUCGGGCCCUCGCCUGGCUACAGCCGCUCACUCCCAAGACUGCACAAGCUAACAGUGCCCUGUGAUGCGUUUCUCUUUUAAUAUUUGCCAGCCACAUUUUCAAAUAAAGAGCGCUUCGGGA
Heteronotia binoei (common prickly gecko) is the source of this 1362-nucleotide messenger RNA. It is a transcript of the gene LRRC51, whose product is annotated as leucine rich repeat containing 51. The record is from RefSeq and is a predicted model, not a curated record. Gene Ontology annotation, molecular function: protein binding. The coding region runs from base 25 to 660 and encodes 211 amino acids. The transcript has 5 exons. NCBI's taxonomy places the organism in Eukaryota, Metazoa, Chordata, Lepidosauria, Squamata, Gekkonidae.